GAAAAGAAAAUAAAAGAAAGCGGUGGCCGUGUUUACUGAAAUUGAGACGAAAAAAUUAUUUUCACGAAAUUUAUUAAAAAAUAUUGCUAAAAGUAUAAAAUAAUUAACUUCAACGCAAAUUAAUAUAAGCAAUAAACAUGGCUGAUGCCGCAGCAAGACAGCUGCAAUAUGAAUAUAAAGCGAAUUCAAAUUUGGUUUUGCAAGCCGAUGUCAGACUUAUCGAACGUCCAAGACGUGAUGAGGCUACCGGUGAGGUUAUGUCCUUAGUGGGCAAAUUAGAUGGCACACGUAUGGGUGAUCGCUAUCAGCGCUCAAAGCCAGAAAAAACAGAGGAACGCAAAGCUAAGCGUCAGAAACGAGAUGAAGCCCAAUAUGAUUUUGAACGCAUGAAGGGAGCUACUUUAUUGUCGGAGGGGAUCGAUGAAAUGGUAGGCAUUGUUUAUCGUCCUAAAACCCAGGAGACACGUCAAACCUAUGAAGUACUAUUAAGUUUCAUACAAGAGGCAUUAGGCGAUCAGCCUAGAGAUAUUUUAUGUGGAGCAGCUGAUGAAAUUUUGGCAGUACUAAAAAAUGAUAAACUCAAAGAUCGUGAACGCAAACGAGAAAUUGAUAGUUUAUUGGGUUCGGUUACAGAUGAAAGAUUUGCUUUACUUGUUAAUUUGGGUAAGAAAAUUACUGAUUUCGGUUCGGAUGCAGUAACGGCUUUAAAUGCUAAUGUAAAUGAAGAACAAAUUGAUGAAGCAUAUGGCAUAAAUGUACAAUUUGAAGAAUCCGAAGAGGAAAGUGAUAACGAUAUGUAUGGUGAGAUUCGUGAUGAAGAUGGUCAGGAAGAAGGCGAAGAAGCUCGCAUUGAUCACACUUUACAUGCUGAAAAUCUACUUGCCGAGGAAUCUGCAAAUGUUAAAAAAGAACGUGGCUUACAUCCGCUUGAUAUUGAUGCCUAUUGGCUGCAACGUUGUCUUAGCAAAUAUUAUAAAGACGCUAUGGUCUCCCAAAGCAAAGCAGCUGAUGUCUUGCGCAUCCUUAAAGAUGCGGCCGACGAAAGAGAUUGUGAAAAUCAAUUAGUGCUGCUGUUGGGCUACGACUGUUUCGAUUUUAUCAAACAGUUAAAGCUUAAUCGACAAAUGAUUUUGUAUUGUACAAUGUUGGCUUCAGCUCAGACCGACAGCGAACGACAACGUAUACGUGAAAAGAUGCGUAACGAUGGUAAAUUGGCUAAAAUUCUCGUACAAUUAGAUACCGGCAAGACAGAAGAUGAGGAGGGCAAUAGUUCGCGUACAAGUAAACUGGAUAAGGCCAGUCAGGAUGAGGCCAAUCAGGGAAUGGCAGGUCAGGUCUCCGGUCAAAGACAACUUCUGGAAUUGGAUGAAUUGUCGUUUACUCAGGGUUCUCACUUUAUGGCCAACAAAAGAUGUCAAUUGCCCGAUGGCUCGUUUCGUAAACAACGUAAAGGCUACGAGGAGGUCCAUGUGCCGGCAUUGAAGCAAGUACCAUUUGAGGAUAAAGAAGAACUUCAACCCAUUGAGAAGUUACCCAAAUAUGUGCAACCAGUAUUUGAAGGUUUCAAAUCGUUAAAUCGCAUACAAUCUAGAUUGUGGCGUUCAGCUCUAGAGUCAGAUGAAAAUAUGCUAUUGUGUGCUCCCACUGGUGCUGGUAAAACUAAUGUGGCCUUGUUGUGUAUGAUGCGUGAAAUAGGCAAACAUAUUAAUGAAGAUGGCACCAUUAAUGCCGAUGAUUUUAAAAUUAUUUAUGUGGCCCCCAUGAAAUCUUUGGUACAAGAAAUGGUGGGUAAUUUUGGCAGAAGAUUGGCUUGCUAUAAUCUUACAGUUUCAGAAUUGACAGGAGAUCAUCAGCUGACUAGAGAACAAAUUGCUGCUACUCAGGUUAUUGUUUGUACUCCCGAAAAAUGGGAUAUUAUAACACGUAAGGGAGGCGAGAAAACAUUUACUUCUUUAGUACGUUUAGUCAUUAUUGAUGAAAUUCAUUUGUUGCACGAUGAAAGAGGACCUGUUCUGGAGGCUUUAGUUGCGCGUACCAUACGCAACAUAGAAGUGACCCAAGAGGAUGUAAGACUUGUAGGUUUAUCUGCCACUUUGCCCAAUUAUCAAGAUGUUUCCACUUUUCUGCGCGUUAAGCCGGACAAGGGUUUGUUUUACUUCGACAACAGCUUCCGUCCUGUGGCUUUAGAACAACAAUAUAUUGGUGUAACGGAAAAGAAGGCUCUAAAAAGAUUUCAGGUGAUGAACGAAAUUGUUUAUGAAAAAACCAUGGAGCAUGCAGGCCGCAAUCAAGUCUUGGUUUUUGUACAUUCACGCAAGGAAACUGGUAAAACGGCUCGUGCUGUACGUGAUAUGUGUUUGGAAAAGGAUACACUGGGCAGUUUUCUACGCGAAGGUUCAGCCAGUAUGGAAGUAUUGAGAACUGAAGCUGAACAGGUGAAAAAUAAUGAAUUAAAAGAACUUUUACCUUAUGGCUUUGCCAUCCAUCAUGCUGGUAUGUCGAGAGUAGAUCGUACUUUGGUGGAGGAUCUUUUUGCUGAUCGUCAUAUACAGGUUUUGGUUUCAACGGCCACUUUAGCCUGGGGUGUUAAUUUGCCCGCUCACACGGUCAUAAUUAAGGGUACUCAAGUUUACAAUCCCGAAAAAGGCAGAUGGGUGGAAUUGUCAGCUUUAGAUGUUUUGCAAAUGUUGGGUCGUGCUGGGCGUCCCCAAUAUGACACCAAAGGUGAAGGUAUUUUGAUUACAAACCACAGUGAAUUGCAAUUCUACUUGUCGCUGCUUAAUCAACAAUUGCCUAUUGAGUCUCAGUUUGUAUCCAAGUUGCCGGAUAUGUUGAAUGCUGAAAUUGUUCUGGGCACAGUACAGAAUGUGAAAGAUGCUGUCAAUUGGCUGGGAUACACUUAUCUUUACAUAAGAAUGCUAAGGAAUCCCUUGUUGUACGGUGUAGGACAUGAUGCUUUGAAAGAAGAUCCUUUGUUAGAGCAAAGAAGAGCUGAUUUAAUACAUACUGCAGCUUUACAUUUGGAUCGCAGUGGCUUAGUUAAAUACGACCGUAAAUCCGGCCAAUUCCAGGUUACCGCCUUGGGUCGUAUUGCUUCCCACUACUACUGUACACAUGAAACCAUGAUGACCUACAAUCAAUUGCUUAAGCAAACCUUAUCGGAAAUUGAAUUGUUUAGAGUGUUUUCGCUGUCCUCAGAAUUCAAACAUAUUGCAGUUAGAGAAGAGGAAAAAUUAGAAUUACAAAAGUUAAUGGAACGUGUACCCAUACCCAUUAAGGAGUCCAUGGAAGAACAUAGUGCUAAAGUCAAUGUACUGUUGCAAGCCUAUAUAUCCCAAUUGAAAUUGGAGGGCUUUGCUUUAAUGUCGGACAUGGUGUUUAUAACGCAAUCCGCCUCCCGUUUAAUGAGAGCCAUUUUCGAAAUUGUACUACAUCGGGGCUGGGCCCAAUUGGCCGAUAAAUGUUUGACCUUGUGCAAAAUGAUUGAUCGAAGAAUGUGGCAAUCCAUGACACCUUUAAGACAGUUCAAAAAGAUGCCCGACGAAAUAGCCAAAAAGUUGGAGAAGAAAAACUUUCCCUGGGAGCGUUUAUACGAUUUGGAGCCUCAUGAGAUAGGAGAAUUAAUACGAGUGCCCAAAUUGGGUAAAACAAUACAUAAAUUUGUACAUCAGUUCCCGAAAUUGGAAUUAUCCACACACAUACAACCCAUAACUCGUUCCACUUUAAGAGUAGAAUUGACUAUUACACCAGAUUACCAAUGGGACGAAAAGGUUCAUGGUCAAUCGGAGGGUUUUUGGAUUAUGGUGGAAGAUGUGGACUCGGAAAUUAUUUUACAUCAUGAAUUCUUCUUGCUUAAGGAAAAAUAUUGCCAAGAUGAACAUCAACUGAAAUUCUUUGUGCCCGUUUUCGAGCCUUUGCCUCCUCAGUAUUUUUUGAGAAUCGUAUCAGACAGAUGGAUUGGCUCUGAAACGCAAUUACCGGUCUCUUUCCGGCAUUUAAUCUUGCCCGAAAAAAAUAUGCCACCUACCGAGUUGUUGGAUUUACAACCCCUACCCAUUUCCGCCUUAAGAAAUCCUAAAUUUGAAGAAUUCUAUAAAGAGAAAUAUCCCCAAUUCAAUCCCAUACAAACCCAAGUCUUCAAUGCUGUCUACAACAGUGAUGACAAUGUGUUUGUGGGAGCUCCUACGGGCUCAGGAAAAAUGACCAUAGCAGAAUUUGCAAUAAUGCGCUUGUUCUCCCAACAAAGCGAUGGUAGAUGUGUGUACUUGGUAUCGAAAGAAGAUUUGGCCGAUUUAGUAUUUGCCGAUUGGCAUACCAAAUUUGCCCACUUGGGUCUUAAAGUGGUAAAAUUGACGGGUGAGACGGGCACAGAUUUAAAACUACUAGCUAAAGGUCAAUUAAUUAUCACAACAGCCGACAAAUGGGAUGUUUUAUCCAGACGUUGGAAACAGCGUAAGAAUGUACAAAAUAUUCAUUUAUUCAUAGUGGAUGAAUUGCAGCUGGUAGGAGGAGAGGAUGGUCCUGUUUUAGAGGUGGUGUGUUCCAGAAUGCGUUAUAUAUCUUCACAAAUCGAAAAGCAAAUACGUAUAGUGGCUCUAUCAUCCUCACUUGCUGAUGCCAGAGAUGUGGCUCAGUGGUUGGGUUGCAAUACCAAUGCUACUUUCAACUUCCAUCCCAGUGUUAGACCCAUACCGCUGGAACUACACAUACAAGGCUUUAAUAUUACCCACAAUGCAACAAGAAUUGCUUCAAUGUCUAAGCCAGUGUACAAUGCCAUAUUGAAAUACAGUCCCCAUAAGCCAGUAAUCGUGUUUGUGUCCUCCCGCAAACAGGCGCGCCUGACAGCAAUCGAUAUAUUGACUUACUCUGCUUCAGAUUUACAACCCAACCGCUUUUUCCAUGCCGAAGAGGAAGAUAUCAAACCCUUCUUGGAUCGCAUGACAGAUAAGACAUUAAAAGAAACUCUCUCGCAGGGUGUAGCGUAUUUGCAUGAAGGUCUCACCGCUUCGGAUCAUCGUUUGGUAGAACAACUUUUUGAUUCCGGCGCUGUACAGGUGGCUGUAGUGGCCAGGGAUCUUUCCUGGGGCAUGAGUAUCUCGGCUCAUUUAGCCAUUAUUAUGGAUACACAAUUCUACAAUGGUAAAAAUCAUUCAUAUGAAGACUAUCCCAUAACGGAUGUUUUGCAAAUGAUAGGCCGUGCUAAUAGACCCAUUGAAGAUGCUGAUGCUAAAUGUGUUUUAAUGUGCCAGUCAUCGAAGAAGGAUUUCUUUAAGAAAUUCCUUAAUGAACCUCUGCCUAUCGAAAGUCAUUUAGAUCAUCGUCUACAUGAUCACUUCAAUGCUGAAGUUGUUACCAAAACCAUAGAAAACAAACAGGAUGCUGUGGAUUAUCUCACUUGGACUUUCAUAUACAGACGUUUAACACAAAAUCCCAAUUACUACAAUUUACAAGGUGUAACACAUCGUCAUUUAUCCGAUCAUUUGUCGGAAUUGGUAGAGAACACUUUGUCAGAUUUAGAACAAUCCAAAUGUAUAAGCAUUGAAGAUGAUAUGGAUACAUUACCGCUAAAUUUGGGCAUGAUUGCGGCAUAUUAUUAUAUAAAUUACACAACUAUAGAACUUUUCAGUUUGUCAUUGAAUAGCAAAACCAAAGUACGUGGUCUUUUGGAAAUCAUAUCAUCUGCAGCGGAAUAUGAGGAUAUUGUAGUGCGUCAUCAUGAAGAAGGAAUAUUACGAACCUUAUCACAACGCUUACCCAACAAACUAACAGGUCCAAAUGAUACUGCACCCAAAUUCAAUGAUCCACAUAUUAAGACAAAUCUCCUGCUGCAAGCACAUUUAAGUCGUCUACAAUUAGGCCCAGAACUACAGGGCGAUACUGAACUUAUAUUAGGCAAGGCUAUACGUUUAAUACAGGCUUGUGUAGAUGUACUCAGUUCGAAUGGUUGGCUUUCGCCGGCAGUAGCUGCUAUGGAGUUGGCUCAAAUGGCAACGCAAGCUAUGUGGAGUAAGGAUUCAUAUCUCAAACAAUUGCCACACUUUAAUGCUGAUAUCAUUAAGAGAUGUGCCGAGAAGAAAAUCGAAACUGUCUUCGACAUUAUGGAAUUGGAAGAUGAGGAUCGUUCUCGUCUAUUGCAAUUAAGUGAUGCUCAAAUGGCGGAUGUUGCUCGCUUCUGUAAUCGUUAUCCAAAUAUAGAAAUGAACUUUGAGGUAGUUGAUAAAGAACGUAUUAACUCGGGAUCUACAGUUAAUGUGGUGGUACAAUUAGAAAGAGAAGAUGAAAUUGCUGGCCCCGUUAUAGCUCCAUUCUUCCCACAGAAACGCGAAGAAGGCUGGUGGGUUGUUAUCGGUGACUCGAAAACAAAUUCUUUACUCUCUAUCAAACGUCUUACUUUGCAACAAAAGGCCAAAGUUAAACUUGAUUUCGUGGCACCCAGUCCUGGACGUCAUGAUUAUACUCUGUAUUUCAUGAGUGAUUCUUAUUUGGGUUGUGAUCAGGAAUAUAAAUUUAAUAUUGAUGUUGGUGACUUCCAAUCGGAAAGUGAGAGUGAAUCAGAUUAGGUUUGUCAAUGAUUUGAUUUAAAAAGCUGGUUUCUUAUACAUACAUAUUAUUUACAUUUUAAAUUAGCAUAUAGUUGAUAAAUUUGCUAUAAAAAUUACAUUAUAAAGAAAUAAACACAAAUUUCCUUAGAAGAGAUUGUUAUAAAUCUUUUAUUUUUCUUGGGAAAUAAACAAAUUUAUCUGUA
This is a messenger RNA of Calliphora vicina (urban bluebottle blowfly), 6745 nucleotides long. RefSeq names its product U5 small nuclear ribonucleoprotein l(3)72Ab (gene l(3)72Ab). The transcript is spliced from 8 exons. Bases 138 to 6560 code for a protein of 2140 amino acids. Lineage: Eukaryota; Metazoa; Arthropoda; Insecta; Diptera; Calliphoridae. The record is from RefSeq and is a predicted model, not a curated record. Gene Ontology annotation, molecular function: nucleic acid binding; ATP binding.